AAACCGUACCAACGAACCAACUGUAGCAAACCGCACAUUUCCCAAGAGACUUAUCUAUAAAUUAGGCUCUUCCUUAAAAAAGAGUCUCCAAUUUUUAGAGUUGUCUCUCUCUCUCUCUCUCUGUUGCUCACUCUUCCAGAUUUUAGUACCUUCUGAAAGCUUCUAAAAAAUAAGAGAAAAUGACCAAGUUUUGGACUUUGGUCACUGCUCUUCAUACAGGCGCUGGGCCUGUGGUGAUGUUGGUGUAUCCAUUGUACGCAUCGGUGGUAGCGAUGGAGACCGCAACUAAAGUUGACGACGAACAGUGGCUAUCCUACUGGAUCAUAUACUCGUUCCUCACCCUCACAGAGCUGAUUUUGCAAUCUCUCCUUGAGUGGAUUCCUAUUUGGUACUCGGUCAAGCUUGUGUUCGUCGCUUGGUUGGUUCUGCCUCAGUUCCAUGGCGCAGCGUUCAUCUACAACCGUUUGGUUAGAGAACAGUUCAAGAAACACGGUGUCUUCCCUCACCAACAGUCCAAGCCCAAGAUCCUCCACUCCAUUUUCCCCCACCGGGAGGGACACGAGGCUCACUCUCACUGACGCAAGAACAAAAAAAAAUUAAAGAAAAGAGGAGUGAGUAGACACAAGAAGCUUCUUUAGCUAGUAUUGUAAUGGAGUUGGUGGUGGUCCCGUCUUGUCUAAUCUUACGUUUAGAUUUUUGUUUAUACAAAAAAGAAUGGGAUUGGGGAAGGAUAUGACCAUAUGACGAUGACUGACGAGUUGUGUGAUCGUUUUAAAUUAGAUGUGACUUCUUGUUGUUGUAUGGCUUUAGCUUUCACGCGUAAUUUCCAUUUGGGAACACAAGUGUUACGCUAUUGUUGUUCAAAUCGUUUUCAAACUUUGUGAGGAUAUAGUGUCACCAUGUUAAAAAAAAAUUCAAA
Molecule: messenger RNA, 919 nt
Organism: Brassica rapa (field mustard)
Lineage: Eukaryota; Viridiplantae; Streptophyta; Magnoliopsida; Brassicales; Brassicaceae
Product: HVA22-like protein d
Source: RefSeq, a predicted model, not a curated record